Messenger RNA from Ogataea philodendri, 2061 nucleotides. RefSeq lists its product as uncharacterized. The record is from RefSeq and is a predicted model, not a curated record. Bases 1 to 2061 code for a protein of 686 amino acids. The transcript has a single exon. Gene Ontology annotation, biological process: regulation of ARF protein signal transduction. Gene Ontology annotation, molecular function: guanyl-nucleotide exchange factor activity. NCBI's taxonomy places the organism in Eukaryota, Fungi, Ascomycota, Pichiomycetes, Pichiales, Pichiaceae.
AUGCUCGUCCAGAAAAGAGAACUGCUGCCUCCAAUCACAAUCGAUCGUCCUAAACAAUUCGAACAAGAAAGUGUUCACAAUUGCAGUCCCACGACUCUUGUUCCGUCGGAAGACGAAAACGGCUCACCGAAUGUGGCUCACCAAUCCGACCAGAGCUCUUUUUUGAGCAACAUUACUAGAAACAGGGGGCUUCUCGAAACAGUGCCAGACUCCAAGACGGCCGAACUCCACGCGGCCGCCCACCAAAUCUACGACUCCACCUUUGGCCAAAUCAGUAAAGAGGAUUAUCUCGCGUUUCUGGGCGGUGGAAUUCAUCUUGAUGAGUAUACGAGCACAGAAAUCGACACAAUUCGUCGCAAAUACAUGGAAUUGUUCAAAUGGAACCCGGAUCUCCUCAGAUCUCUAAGAUCUCUGUGCAGAAAACUGUUCUUCAAAGGAGAGUCACAGUUUAUCGACACAGUUUUGGACUCGUUCGCAGACAGCUGGUUCCAGUCCCCGCAAUCUGCCACCACAAGACACCUUUAUGGUAACUCCAACGGUGUCUACCUUGUUGCUUACUCGUUCAUUCUCCUCAACACUGACUUGCAUUCGGAGGAGAUUGCCAAAAACAACAAAAUAACUCGCUCAACUUUUGUCAAAAACACAAUCGUUGCUUUGCAGCAAAACAUCGUUCCUGUCUCCGACUACAGUUUGCUUUCUAGCGAACUAAAGAGGUUUUACGCAGGAAUCUUGGAACGCAAGUUGAGUCUCUCUACUGCGACACCAAAUCCAAGACUUUCGUACCAACACUCAAGAACAGUCUCUCGCAGCAAAGCUAUUACCGAUGAUAACAUAUCAAUCUUCACAGAAGGCAGAGACACCUCGUUCUCUUCCACAACAUCGGGAAGCUCUUUUGGAUUUGCUAAAGCUAUAUUGAUGGAGAGAAACAUGCUCCGUGCAAUGCACACAAACAGAAGCGACCUCUCUUUCAGCUCCACGUCGGUUAAAAUGGCCGACAAGUUUGAAUUGAAUGAUGACGGCAAAGAUUUCGAUAUCGGUCCUAACAACGACUUCAUCAUCGAAGAAGAAGGGGACCUGCAAUUGGAGCUCGAUGGACCUCCUUGGAUCAAAGAAGGUUUGCAAAACGUGGUUUUGUCAAAACACAUUCUCCAAAGCUUUGAGAACAAGACCGGCAAGAAGAACCUGAAGCCUAAAUGGCAAAGUCUUUUUGUGGUGGUUUUUCAAGGAGAGCUGAAGUUUUUCAGUUUUGAUGCAAAUGCCUCCACUGUCAAGCACCAUGGAGACGGACACUGGUGGGAGUACGCUAAAUGCGUCACCACCAUCAAUCUGUGCUCUUGCUUUGCACAGAUCGUCGAGAGACGGUCCAAACUUUGCAGAUCUGUUGUGCGUGAGUUUGGGGAAUCGUCCACGCGAACUGGACUUGAAACGUACUGGACUUUGAACAUCCCAAGCCCAGAGAUUUCAAAAGGCCACAACUACUAUAACGUUCAUUUCUGCGCAGGUACCCCUGAGACUGCGCAGGAGUUUGUUGAGACGUGCAACUUUUGGGCCGCACGUUCUUCUGCUAUUCCAUUGUCAGAGACCAUGUCUUCUUUGGAUUAUGGAUGGUCAGACAAGAGUCUUAAUUGCUUCAGAAAUCUUAAGUCGAUUGAGAUCGAAAACUACUUGACCACCACCAAGUUUGCGGGCUGGAUCCCGCUUAUGAAUGGUCUUGUGCCGACACAUUUGAAUAUGGCGGAGCAGUUGUUCAACUUGAAGAAACACUACCGCCUGUUGCACCAAAGUGUGAAGGACCACAAGGCGCUAGAUAGCGACUUUGCGAGACUCAACACGAUUUACGACCGCAGCGUGAACGAGACCGGAUUGCUGAGUAAGAUGUUGAACAGGUCAAACGUCCAGAAUAAGGAGAAGGUGGUCAAGAACAUACAAACUAUAAGAGUCAACUACGUGAACAAGUUGAACUACUUGGACAACGAGCUUCUCCGGUUCAAGAGAUACUCUCAGAUACUGGAGAAGGCUAUUCGGCUGCGCAAUGAGAAGCUCAAGGGUCAGAUGGCUUGA